AUGGGUGAGCUAAGUUUCUUCUUGGGCCUUCAAGUUCGUCAACUUGAAGGAGGCUCCUUAUUCAAUAAGGCGAAGUACACAAAGGAGCUUCUAAAGAAGUUCGGCAUGAGGAGCUGCUAUGCUGCCUUAACAUCAAUGAGCUCGUCUCUCAAGCUUGAUAAAGAUGAAGAUGGUCAAAGCGUUGACAGCACUGCCUAUCGAGGGAUUAUCGUCUCCCUACUCUAUCUAACAUCAAGCAUGUCAGAUAUACUACUCGUUGUUGGCGUUUACUAUGUAGGUUGUAAGGUGGACAUGAAGAAUACCAGUGGAACAUGCCAAUUCUUUGGUGAUCGCCUUGUCUCCGGGUAUAGCAAGAAACAGACUUCUAUAGCAACCACAAUGACUGAAGCGGAAUAUCUAGCUGCUGGGAGCUGCUGUGCUCAGUUGUUGUGGAUUCAACAAUAA
This is a messenger RNA of Impatiens glandulifera, 444 nucleotides long. RefSeq lists its product as uncharacterized. The transcript has 2 exons. The coding region runs from base 1 to 444 and encodes 147 amino acids. Lineage: Eukaryota; Viridiplantae; Streptophyta; Magnoliopsida; Ericales; Balsaminaceae. The record is from RefSeq and is a predicted model, not a curated record.